CCGAACGUCUAGUGAACGUCUGCCGAGCCAAAGAGCGUCUGCCGAACGUCUAGUGAACGUCUGCCGAGCCAAAGAGCGUCUGCCGAACGUCUAGUGAACGUCUGCCGAGCCAAAGAGCGUCUGCCGAACGUCUAGUGAACGUCUGCCGAGCCAAAGAGCGUCUGCCGAACUAAAGAACGUAUGUUAGUAAAGUCGUACAUGUAGACUCGUCCUCUCAUCGGACUCAUUCAGCUCUCAUGUGAACUCUUAAUUGGUAGUCUACGUCACCUUUACCACACCGCAUCUUCCUCCAGGUAUAACUCCUCUCUUUGGUUCCUCAGACUCUGGACCCGUACGACCGGCCCUGGGCUUCCACUCCCACCAAAAUCAGCAAGAACCUGCUGUCGGAAGAGAAGCUGACGAAACCCGCCAAAGGUGGAUCUCUGCUGCAGUUUCUGUGUCUCUUAAUGAAAACAGUGCUAACCAAAGAGACAAAAGACUCACGGAGCUACAGAGGAGACGUCUGUGAUGUCAGUUCAUUAGUGUUUCAUGUGUCCAGUGAAGGCUGCUGUAAAACGUAACGUUCUGCAGUAACUUCUGGCAAGGUGCUGCUCAUUCCCUCAAACAACCGUCCUUAUUUGAUCUGUACACCGUCUCCACGUGUUCUGUAAUCACAUGUCACCUCUCUGACAGGAUCUGGCACACGUCCGACCAGGUAAAACACGAUUGACGUUGGCUUUAUGGCCGCUGUGUGUUUUAAAAAAACGGGCUGCGUGUGUUUUUGCUUCAGGUUCAGAGUUCCUGCUGCCCGUCAGAGGAUUCUUCUGCCUGCUAUGCAAACAGUUUUAUGGAGACGCCAUCUGUGCAGAAGAGCACGUCACCACUCACGCCCACAACGAGAAAUACAAGAAACAAAUGUACCAGAACCCUUUGUAUGAACAGAGGAGGAACCUGGACCGGCAGGCCGGACUGGCCUCCGAGACCAGCGGGAAGAAACGCAAACAUGAGGACGAAGACAAGAGCAACAAGGACGAAAAGUCCAAACACAAAAAGGAGAAAAAGGACAAGGAGAAAAAGAAGGAAGAGUCCGACGCUGUUCAGAAGGAGGGGAAAAUUAAAAAGGAGGAUGCGGAGGCAAAGCCGAGCAAGAAAGAGGAGGAAUUUAAGAAUGCCAAAAGCCUGGAAGAGGAGAGGCCUUCGUACAGCAAUAAAGAUGAGGAUGAAAAGUUUAAAAGCAGCAAGAAGGAUGAUAAAUAUCGCUCCAGCAGAGAGGAAGAGGAGAGGGGUAAACGCAGCAGGAAGGACGACGACGAUCGAUACAAAUACAGAGAAGAGGAAUGUCAGUACCGGUAUCGCAGGGAGGAAGAGGACCGAUAUGACAACCGUCCCAAAUACAGGCCGAGAGAUGCCGAGUAUAAAUACGAUCUGUAUUCAGAUUUCAGAUCCAAACAUGACGAAGGGAAACUUAAGGCUGAGAAGGAAGCUUUUAAAAAGCUUGAGCCAGGAAAACCACCUGGGAAACCAGAUACCAACAAGCCUGAACCUCCGCCGAAGCCCUUCGACCCGCCCAAAAUCCUCUGUGGACCCAGUCCGGCCAUGAGGGCAAAACUCCGCAAGCAGAGUCUGGAAACUGGCAAACCACCACCACCGCCUCCGGCUGCGACCGUGACUCCUACCUUUGGGAAGUUCACAUGGAAGAAGAAAGAGAGUAUUCUGGCGAAGGAGGCAGAGAAAGUUGCCGCAGAGUUCAUCAAAGAAGACGAAGCGGCUGCAAAGCAGAACCCGGUCUCGGCGGAGGAUUCUUUUGCUAAAUCUAUGGCCGUUGCCAAGGAGAUCGCCCACAAGCUCGGGGGCCAGAACACCACGCCUCCUUGGGUGUACAACCGGGCCACCCGGGGAAGGAUCCGGCCUAACCUCCCUGCACCUGCUGCAGUCUUAAGGAAAACCGCCAUGAUGGGUAAACCUGCCCCUCUGAAUACCUUCCUCUCCAUUAAACCCCAAAACACAGGAUUGCUAGGACCUGCUCCGAAAGAACCACCCUUAUUCUCUGACAGUCUCACCAGGGCUCUCAAUGCCCAGAAUACACUGCUGGAAGAUAAACCUCAGCCACCAAGUGGUCCUCCUGGGACAUUCGAGGCAAUGCCUCCACCACCGGUGUCAAGACCUGCACCAUUGGAGGCUAAAGCUCCGCCUCCGGUGUCAAGACCUGCACCAUUGGAGGCUAAACCUGCGCCACCGGUUUCUAAACCUGCGCCGCCGGUUUCUAAACCUGCGCCAAUCGAGGCAAAGCCUGCACAACCAACAAUGAUAAAGAUUGUGUCCGACGUGGCAGCUCCUGGCGUCCCAGAGGGCGAGCAAACUCGCACAGUUUUUGUCAAGCCUCCACCUUUCAUGAACAUAGGCGAUGGACCUCAUAAGUCUGACAAACUUAAGAGUAACCUGGCUGCAGCUAAAGCCCAGGAAUUAUUCAACAUCUUCUACAGCAGGUUUGACCAAUCGGGCACCUCCUCCAUCACCAAACCAGCGACAGACGCCAGCGCUGAUGGGAGAAGUGCCAAUAAAAGUCAGCUUCCUACCACGCAACCACCACAACCUCAGCUUCUAACUCAGUCCCAACCUCCAUCUGAGGUCUGCAAAUCUCCACAAUCAGGCUCACCAAGUCCCCAAACUCGGCCAGAAUCACUCAUUCAAAUUGAAUCCGUUUGGUCUUUGCAGCCUUCCCCAACUCCACCACCUGAGGUGGCUCCGUCUGAAACCCAGCCAAGACUGAAGCCACCAGCCCAGUCUGAGGCUCAGAGUGCACCCCAAAACCAGUCCUUGACUCCUAACGCUCAGUCCCAAACCAAGCCUGCUGAGUUGGAACCAACACCUCAAACGCAGUCCCGCCCCAAACUGGCCCCUCAAAUCCACACAGACCCCCAACCAGACCAGAACAGCCAGUCCCUGCUUCAUCUAGAGACCCUUCCUGAAACUGCUCCAGAACCUGCUCCCAAGCCAGGCCCCAAAACUAGAGGCAAGGCGACUCCGACAAAGAGAACCCCUCCUGCCCCCCGCCCUGUCCGGCAAACUAGAUCUCAAACCAGAUACCAGACCCGCCAGCAGCAGAGCCAGUCCGAGCCUGAGCCGGCUUCAGGAGAUUCUGACUCGGCAGCUUCGGACCCAAAGGGGCUGGACUCGGCCGAUCCCGGUUCAGGGUUGCUGCUGGAGGAGGGGACGCCCAGCGAGGAGGACCCUCCGCUGAUGGAGAUCACCCCCGAGACCCUGGGCCUCCCCGCAGACAUGACCUCUCUGGACUUUGAUUACAAUUUUAACUUUGAGUAACAGCUGACCUUAAAACCAGGAAGUCUCUGAUCAGUAAUCGACUGGACUAGAAAGAUGCUGACAGACUUUGAGACUUUUAAGACAUUUAAGAAACCUUGUUGUUGUCUUCUCCAGAGUCCGGGACUCGUCUCUAUAGAGUCCCAGACCCUAGAGACGUCCGGAUCUCUAGACCUGGAAUCUUUUAUUAAAAACAAGAAGUCCCCUAAAGACACAAACAUCAAAAUCCAUUUACUAAAAAGAGUUCUACGCUUCUUAACACGGUUCAGGCUGAGAACAUUUCAGGGCUGGAGGACGAUUAACGGGACAAGAAAGCUGAAAAAUGAGCAGAGUUAGAUUUAUUUUUUCAGCCGUCCCUAUAAUCUUUCUUGUAUAUUACUGGAUGAUAUUUUUAGUUUGCGACCCACAGAAAACAAAAAACACACCACAGCAAAGCACAUGUUCGGUCACCAAUGUUUCGGGGUUUUGACCAAACUGAUAUCUGACCCAACUGUGGGGAUCAAAUGUGAACGUGUCCUCAUGUCUCCUCCUGCAGGUAAAGUACCACUCCUGUUUUUCUUGUUUAUUUCUCAUCUUAUUAAAACCAGUUGGACCUAAAAGCAGCUCAGUUGUUGGUUCUCGUGUUAAACUGAAGAUCCAGGAUCUGAUUGCCGUAGAAGUGCAGCAGGUUUGUGUUGGACCUCACUGAUCUGAGGUCAGUGGUGAUGUGAGAGAAAACAAACUCGUCUCAAUGAAUCUGUUGUAGUUUCAAUAAAAGUUAAACAUCA
Anarrhichthys ocellatus (wolf-eel) is the source of this 4064-nucleotide messenger RNA. Its product is annotated as zinc finger protein 318-like. Gene Ontology annotation, biological process: negative regulation of DNA-templated transcription; positive regulation of DNA-templated transcription. The record is from RefSeq and is a predicted model, not a curated record. NCBI's taxonomy places the organism in Eukaryota, Metazoa, Chordata, Actinopteri, Perciformes, Anarhichadidae. The coding region runs from base 895 to 3300 and encodes 801 amino acids. Gene Ontology annotation, cellular component: nucleoplasm. The transcript has 3 exons.